GACCCCCAUAUACCGGGAGAUAAUCACCCACGCCGGCAACUAAUCUCUCGACAUGGUGCACAAAUGUGAGACUCCAAAUUGUGGCAAAGAGGCAACACUGCAAUGCCCAACGUGCUUGAAGAUGGGAAUUCCUGGUUCCUAUUUCUGUUCGCAACCAUGCUUUAAGGGUUUCUGGAAGGAGCACAAGCUAAUUCAUGCAUUAGCUGAAGGCGCCGCAAAACCCAAAUCGACUGAAGACGAUGGUGGUUAUACCCCUUGGCCUCAUUACCGUUUUACCGGUAAAUUACGCCCGGCUGAGAAAACACCCAAACGUGCUGUACCUGAAAGCAUAGAACGUCCCGAUUAUGCCGAUCAUCCUCAGGGUAGAGCUGCUUCCGAAGAGGCUAUGCGCGGCAAUACUUCCAUUAAGGUUUUGGAUGACGAUGAAAUUGAAGCAAUGCGUGUGGUUGGUCGUUUGGCACGUGAAUGUCUAGAUGCUGCCGCACAGGCAGUGGAUGUGGGUGUGACCACAGAUGAAUUAGAUCGAUUGGUGCAUGAGGCUGCCAUUGAACGGGAUUGCUACCCAUCACCAUUGAAUUAUUAUAAUUUCCCCAAAUCAUGUUGUACCUCAGUCAAUGAAGUCAUCUGUCACGGUAUUCCGGAUUUGAGACCCCUCAAGGAUGGUGAUAUUUGUAAUAUCGAUGUAACCGUCUAUCAUCAUGGCUUCCAUGGUGAUUUAAAUGAAACCAUGUUUGUGGGUAAUGUUUCGGAGAAACAUAAGAAAUUGGUACGUGUUACCCAUGAGGCGUUGAGCAAAGCCAUUGAAUUGGUGAGACCCGGUGUCAAGUAUCGUGAAAUUGGUAAUGUCAUACAGAAGUAUGUGGCGCCACAUGGUUUCAGUGUUGUCAAGAGUUAUUGCGGUCAUGGUAUUCAUCGAUUGUUUCACACUGCCCCAAAUGUGCCUCAUUAUGCGAAAAAUUCCGCUGUUGGUGUUAUGAAAGCCGGUCACACCUUUACAAUUGAACCCAUGAUUUCGGAAGGUGUUGCAAAGGCUGAGCAAUGGCCAGAUGAUUGGACUGCAGUCACCGCUGAUGGUCUCUACUCGGCACAAUUUGAACAAACACUUUUGGUAACAGAUACGGGUUGUGAAAUUCUGACUAGACGUCGUGAGAAAAACGGCCAACCAUGGUUUAUGGACAAAAUGUAGA
Musca vetustissima is the source of this 1187-nucleotide messenger RNA. RefSeq names its product methionine aminopeptidase 1. Gene Ontology annotation, molecular function: metalloaminopeptidase activity. Gene Ontology annotation, biological process: proteolysis. The transcript has 3 exons. The coding region runs from base 53 to 1186 and encodes 377 amino acids. The record is from RefSeq and is a predicted model, not a curated record. NCBI's taxonomy places the organism in Eukaryota, Metazoa, Arthropoda, Insecta, Diptera, Muscidae.